GAAAAAAGCAUGAUCUCAGAGUCGAACUGUGCUUGGAGUUUUGCCCAUUGUAUGGCCACACCAGUCUUUCAUUUUCUUGCCUUGACUCAGACGAAAUGCUCCCCAUUUCCGUGCAGGGGACAUUGCUCCUGCUAUGCAUCUCAUCGCUGAUCCCAGGCGGCGUCGCGGACGAAAAUGACGGCUCUGUGCAGGAAACUGAUGAGCCACAGCUGAACAGUUUUCAUGCUGAUAAAGUACAAGCCAUCAUGGCCCAAGGAGCUGGAAUAACAACAAUAGACACCACCACUUGCACACCGUAUCAAGGAGAACAUGAUCCCUGCACAUUUCCGUUUGAAUCUUGUAGCUCACGGCACAAGGAGGAGAAAGAUCGUCUCCUGCAGCGCCUCGAUAGGAACCACGGGAGAUGGAAUGCAAAUCAUCCAAGGUGGAGGCUGUUGAAGACCAUCGAUGGUUUCAAGUCGUACGCGCGACUGAAUAAAGCCGAGGUGAGGCGGUGGCGGGAGAUGUAUGGACAUGUGCCGCAGGUGCAGAAGAAGAUGCUCGAGAAAACGACAAACUACAAGCGCAAACUGAACGAGCUGGAGCACCACAUCGCUACCAACGCGCACCUCGCCAAUGGCAUUGCUAACCACGCCAUGAAAUUCUACGGAAUCACCGAAAAGGAGCUAAAUGAGUUCAUCCGCGCCGAGGAGGCCGCAGGACGCGGGUCUGAGCGACACAGCGUGAUCCAAGCGAUGAAGCACUACGUUCGGGACUGGAGCAUAGAAGGUGCGGAGGAGCGGGAUGCGGCGUUUCCUUGUAUUCUGAGUGCACUAGAGGGCGUGCGGGAGUCCUUACUGGAGGCUCCCACAGAGGUGAGCGGAGAAGAUGGACAACGGCAGCAGCAAGAUGAAGGAAGGGCUAGAGUACUGAGAGUCUUACUUCCUGGAUCUGGGCUUGGGCGGUUGGGCCAUGAGGUUGCUGGGCUAGGAGGCUUCGAGGUGACCAUCAACGAAUGGUCGACCUACAUGAUCGUCGCCUACCGAUAUCUCGAGGCCAAUAUCUCACAUUCUUCCUCCUCUACCAACUCUGAAGGAACUGCAAGCGAUUCUGCCCCCAUCAGCUUCCACCCCUUCAUCGACUCACUCUCCCACCACGCCAGCAACGACGACCUCUUCCGCAAAGUAACCCUGUCCUCAUCUGCUCCCCCACUGACCUCGUCAGACUCCAUCACUUGCACCACGGCCAGCAACUCGCCCCCUUUAGUCUCCAAAGUCCUCCUAGUAGAGGGCGACUUCACCACCGUCUUCUCCUCCUCCCCCUCAACACAACAAGAGCCACCGCAGCAAAAGUACGAUGUCAUCAUCACGCACUUCUUCAUAGACACGGCCCGCAACCUCCUGAGCUACCUCGCGACCAUCCACGCCCUCCUCAGCCCGGGAGGGGCAUGGAUCAACUUCGGCCCCUUGUUGUACGGCACGGGCCCGUGGGUCCAGCUCUCGCUCGACGAGGUCGUGCUCGUGUCGGAGGAGAUGGGCUUCGAGUUUGAGGAUAUGCGGAACUCGCAUGGUUCGUCAGCAGACGACGAGUCGACGCAGGCCGCCGCCCCCGCCGCCCGGGGGAAGCAGGACAGUGACGCAGAAUCAGUUUCAGAUUCAGACGCCGAGCGCCAAUCACGAGAACAACAACAACACGUCUGCGGAAAGCUCACCUUCCCCAAAGCGCGCGGCAGCAGCAGCAGCAGCAGCAGCGGCGGCGGCGGCGGUGGCCUGGGCAAGGUCCGCGGCAAGCACGCCGGGUACGGCUUCGACGAGCGCGCUCUCACGCGCAACGCGUACCAGGCGCAGGCUUGGGUCGCGCGGAAGAAGAAGAACGAGAAGGAGAGGGUUGCGUGAGCACACAACGGACUGCACUGCCGAGACUGCGCCUGCGCGUGGCCUUUUUUCUUUUUUAUAGUCCAGGUGGCGUCUUUUGUGCCCAUACUGCUUCAUAUUUAUACUACGUGUCCCAUCAAGCAACCAUGGCAUUUAUUGUACUCGUAGGGAUGCAUUCUUGCGAGGUGGACAAGGAAAAGUUUUAUUUGUACGGUAUGCCUAGAACAAUAAGGCCGUUUUACUUGUGUUUGACAGCCGGCCUUGCGUAAGGCGCCGCCGCCGUUU
Molecule: messenger RNA, 2138 nt
Organism: Microdochium trichocladiopsis
Lineage: Eukaryota; Fungi; Ascomycota; Sordariomycetes; Xylariales; Microdochiaceae
Product: N2227-like protein-domain-containing protein
Exons: 4
Coding region: 96-1874 (592 amino acids)
Molecular function (GO): S-adenosylmethionine-dependent methyltransferase activity
Source: RefSeq, a predicted model, not a curated record